Molecule: messenger RNA, 1339 nt
Organism: Spinacia oleracea (spinach)
Lineage: Eukaryota; Viridiplantae; Streptophyta; Magnoliopsida; Caryophyllales; Amaranthaceae
Product: aquaporin NIP1-1
Exons: 5
Coding region: 145-993 (282 amino acids)
Biological process (GO): transmembrane transport
Cellular component (GO): membrane
Molecular function (GO): channel activity
Source: RefSeq, a predicted model, not a curated record
AAUAAAAAACAAAAAUGUUGAUUUCUGGGUUUAUAUAUAGUGCCUGAGAUUUUGGAAGUACCAUCACCUCAAUAUCCAUUAUUCUCUCAUAAUUCUAAGAGCUACCCCUUAAUUUUACUUCAAAUUUCCAAAAACUCUAAAAAAAUGGGUGAACCUCCAAGGGCUAAUGGAAACCAUGAAGUGGCCAUCAACGUUAAAGAUGGUAAUCACUCUUCUUCCUCAAAUUCCAUGGACAAUAGUUCUUGCUUCAGCGUCCAUUUCCUCCAGAAGAUGAUAGCGGAGGUGUUAGGAACGUACUUCCUGAUAUUCGCAGGGUGUGCCGCGGUAACAGUAAAUUUAAACAGUGAAAAAGUGGUAACUUUGCCUGGUAUUGCAAUUGUUUGGGGUUCGGCGGUUAUGGUCAUGGUUUACUCUGUAGGACACAUCUCUGGUGCUCAUUUUAACCCUGCUGUUACCAUCGCUUUUGCUACUUCCCGCAGAUUUCCUUGGAAACAGGUGCCAGGAUUUGUGAUAUGUCAAGUAGUGGGAUCUACACUUGCAAGCGGAACACUGCGACUUAUAUUCAAUGGACACCAAAAUCAAUUUGCAGGGACAUCUCCUGCUGGAUCAAACAUUCAAUCUUUAGUCAUUGAAUUCAUCAUCACCUUCUACCUCAUGUUUGUCAUUUCCGGAGUUGCUACCGAUAAUCGAGCGAUAGGAGAGCUUGCAGGUCUUGCCGUUGGAUCGACCGUCUUACUUAACGUCAUGUUUGCUGGGCCAAUAUCAGGAGCUUCAAUGAACCCAGCCAGAAGCCUAGGGCCAGCAAUUGUAUCAAACCAUUACACGGGAAUAUGGAUAUACCUUGUCGGGCCAACUGCUGGAGCUAUAGCUGGUGCAAUGGUGUACAAUCUUAUAAGGUUCACUGACAAGCCAUUACGCGAGAUUACCAAGACUGGAUCAUUCCUCAAGACUAAGGGCUCAUCUGUAUCACGCAAUGGUUCUUCACAAUACUAGCUAGGUUCUUAGAGAUGAAACAGCAACUUACUUCUAGAGUCUAGAGGGUUUUCUUUCAUCAUAAACUUUGAAAACCUAGCUUUUAACCUAGCCUUUGUUACAAGUGAGAUGGAUCAUAUAAUUUAUACUAGCCUACGUAUGCGCGCGCGUGCCUUGUCACAUUUCGUAUCUAAGUGAGGAAGAUGUUCUAUUUCAAUUGUUAUAUAUAAUAUGUGUAAUUCGAAUAGAUAUUAGAUUACAUCUUGUGCACUUACGGAUAUUAUAAUACUAGAACAGGUCCUGUGCAUGCACGGAUAUUCUAAUAUUAGUUUGAUCAUUUUUAUAAAAUAUUUGAGUAACAAAAUAA